Selaginella moellendorffii is the source of this 1488-nucleotide messenger RNA. Its product is annotated as pentatricopeptide repeat-containing protein At4g02750-like. The record is from RefSeq and is a predicted model, not a curated record. Lineage: Eukaryota; Viridiplantae; Streptophyta; Lycopodiopsida; Selaginellales; Selaginellaceae. Gene Ontology annotation, molecular function: protein binding. The transcript has a single exon. The coding region runs from base 1 to 1488 and encodes 495 amino acids.
AUGCCGGGGAAAACUCUCGUGGCCUGGACCGCGAUGCUGGGUUCUUGUGCCGACAUUGGAGAUCUUCACGGCGCCAGAGAGAUCUUCGAUAGAAUGCCACUCUGGGACGCACUGUCAUCGAACACGAUGCUUUGCGCAUUUGCCCAAGCCGGGCAUUUUGAGGAAGCAUGGCAAUUGUUUCUGGGAAUUCCACACAAGGAUCUUGUGAUAUGGACUUCGAUCCAGGCAGCACUCUCUCAAAAAUGUAAUCUGGUCGAUUCGAAGUGGGUCUUCGAUGCGAUGCCGCAGUACAAUCUAGUUUCCUGGAACUCCAUGCUUGCAGCAUAUGCCCGUGCUGGGCAUUUUGGAGAAGCCCAGCGAUUCUUCUCCCAGAGUAUGCCAGAGACGAACUUGGUCUCUUGGAACUCACUGCUCCAGGCAUUCGCGCAGGGAAAUCGUCUAGAUCUUCUCCGGGAGUGCUUCGAUCGAGCAAUGCCCCAACGGGACGUGAUCUCGUGGACGACUGUUCUUGGCGCGUAUGCCCAAUCGGGACUAUACCAGGAGGAGGUUGAGGAGAUCUUCGCGAGGAUGCCCGAGCACAAUCUCGUCUCGUGGAAUGCGAUCCUCGCCGCCGCGACGCACAGCCAGCGAUCGCGGAUCUUUGGUCGAAUGCCUCGGCAUGAUCUUGUCUCGUGGAAGACGAUGCUUUGCUCGUAUGCCCAGGCCGGGCAUACGCGCCAAGCGCUGGAUUUCUUCUCUCGCGGGAUGCCUGCGCACGACCUCGUGAGCUCGAAUCUAGCGCUCUCGCUGCGAGCGCAAGAGGGCGAUUUGGAGCAAGCCCAGCAGCUCUUCGAUCGAAUUCCAGCCCCGGAUUCCUUCUCCUGGAACACGCUCUUCAGCGCCUACGCUCACAGCGGCCACUUCCAAGCCGCCAGGGAUGUGUUCGAUCGAAACGCGAUGAACAGGGACGAGAUCUCGUGGGCUUCGCUCAUCGCAGCGUACGCGCAGCAGGGGCACGUCGAUCGAGCGCGCCAGAUCUUCGACAGAGUCCCAAAGCUCGAUGGAGUAGCGAUCUGGAACUCGAUGCUCGCCGCGUACGCACACCACGGCAAGGAUCCUCUCGACGCUUUCAGCCUCGUGAGUUCCAUGGCGGCGACGUUCCAAGCGCCGCCGGAUGGAGCAGCCUUCGCGGCAGUGUUGAUCGCGUGUAGCCGCGCCGGGGAUUUGGAGAGAGCCCAGGAGUUCUUCGCGUCCAUGGUGAGUGACUUCCAGAUCGAGCCGACCAAGCAGCACUACUGCUGCGUGGUGGAUCUCCUGGCAAGGUCGGGAUUCCUUGACACUGCCAGGGACGUCGCGACGAGCAUGCCAUUUGCUCCAGACGCUACCGAGUGGACGUGCUUGCUGGGAGCCUGGAAAAAUCACAAGCUCGAGCAAAGAGUUAGAGACCAAAAGAGACCAAAAGUUUGUAACGCAAGCUUCUCACGAACUAUAAGACUGCUUGGAACGUAG